Messenger RNA from Moneuplotes crassus, 1035 nucleotides. Lineage: Eukaryota; Ciliophora; Spirotrichea; Euplotida; Euplotidae. The record is from the annotation of a GenBank genome assembly.
AUGCCAGACCAACCUUUGAAGGCUAAACAAGAGCCUAGUUCAGAUCUUACUACUAGUAGAGGUCUUGUUUACAAUUCUGAAAUUCUAUUUGAAGGAUCUCAUUUUAAUACUAUUAAAAAUGAUUCGGAAGAGAAAGGAAUUCGCUUAGAACAGGAUUUCUCAGACGAUCUAGUAGAUAAAUCAGAUAGCGUCACCAUUGGUGAAAUCGACUCUCCUCUAUUCGAAAGUGGAGAGAAUGCUUGCAUUAUGCUAGGAGAAGGGCAGGAUCAUGAAAGUGCUAGCUCUGGUCCAUCUGGGAGCUUAGAGAUCCUUUACAAGAACUGUAAUAUUCCUUCAGAAAUAAGAGGUUUCAAAAGUCAAUUUGUGACAAAAGAUCGGAGGUCGAGUUUUGAUAAAUCUGAGGAUGCGACACAUUGCUGAGAUAAUUUCAAAGUCCCAAUCAGUUCUAACCAGAAAGUAGCCAAGAGAUCUAAGACCUUAGGCACUCCUAAUGCUGAUUGGAACUACUUCUCCCUUCGUCGUGCUUGUUUCAGAGGAAUGAGUGCGUACUACAAAGAUAAAUUCAACGCAUUCGUUAAAAAUAAUGGAUUCACAAGAUCUCUUAAAACUGAGAUGGAUGCGAUCGUAUCUAACUUCAUUAGAGACGAAUUUCAUAAUACCGAAACUGGUAACUGUGACAUCACAACUUCUGAGUUCCUCGACUGAAUGAUCACUGUUCUCCACUCACACAGGCAUAAGAAGAACGAGAAGUAUAUAAUGACAAGAGACUUCACUAAGAUUAGACAAGUUCUGUAUUCCUUUUCCACUGCUGCUAAGAAAACAUUCCUGGCUAGUCCAGAUUAUGCUUUGGUUUUAAAUCAUUUUUAUAACAAGGAAGGAGAACUGUUCUUGGAGAAAAAGUCCCAGCUGAAACCGCAAAGAUUCAGGACCGAGCUUGAGGUAGAGCUAAAUGCCCUCAAUAAAGGCGCUUUCCAGACAUUAAGCUUGUAAAUUAGUCUGGAAUUUUAACUUUAAUAUGAACUAAUGUGAAUUAUC